AUGGGUAGUAAACGCGCAGAGAAGGCGAAAUGCACCGACGCGAAGCGUGCGUACAAGCGCUCCGCGCACGAAAAGCGUCAGGCCGAAUCAAAGAAUCACGCAGAAGACAACGAAAUAGAGGCGCCAUUAAGACGUCAAAUGGCGAGAUCAUUCGAAACCAUGAUGGAAUCUAACAAAAUCUCCGAAAAAAACGGUUUAAUGCACCAGGAGUCUCGGGGGAAGAGACAGAAGACCAGUGAGCUGAGCGUGUCUUCUUCGCAUAGAAAUAGUAAACCGGUAAAUGUGUCCAGUAAUUCUAUCGCUAAGGAGCGAAAGGGCCGCAGAUCCAAAAUUGCGGCGGCGGAUCCCAUCCCAGACAGCGGCGCAGAUGCGGUAGCAAAGGUGAAGGGCAACAUUAAAGCAAAUGGCCGGCAUUCUUUGGGCAACCUCGACACAUCGUCAGUACCAGCAGCGCUUCUUUCUAAAACGGAUUCGCACGAAAAUGCCAUGUCUUAUGAUGACUCCUCUGAUGAAGAUACGUCAAGUCAGAAUGCAAGUAGCGAUGAGGAUUCUUCGGACACAAGUGAUUCAUCGGAUUCCGACGACUCAUCUGAUGUAGGUACAAGUGCCUCCGAUGAGGAAUCAUCUGAUACGGAUGAAAGUGAUCAAGAUUCUUCGUCGAGUGACACUUCAUCUGAUUCUGACAGCUCAUCCGAUGACGAUAAAUCGUCUGAUUCUGACAAUUCAUCUGGUGAAAGCGCAGAUAGUAAUAAGGAUUCUACGUCGAGUGAUGGCACUUCAUCAAGCGAUGAGUCAUCCGUGAGCAGUGACUCAUCCGAUGAGGAUUCGUCUAGUAAGAAAGCAAAACGUAGUAAGGAUUCUUCAUCUAGCGAUGACUCUUCUAAGAGUGAUGACUCAUCUGAUGACCACAACUCACCUAAUGAGACAUCAGAAGGAGGUAAAGAAUCUUCGAGCACCGAUGGCUCAUCUGAUGAAGUUGGUUCCUCUAACGAAAAGGAAGGUGAUGGUGAGGGUAGCUCCCCUGACGAUGAGGAAGAAGCUGAGGAGUAUGACGACAAUGAAUUGGGUGGCGUUGUAAACGACCCACUUGAAACUCCAGACCCAGAUGCCGUUCAGAAGAGCGGCGUGGUAUUCUGUUCACGCAUCCCGCCGUUUAUGAGCAUCAGCAAGAUACGCAGCUAUUUUGGCCGAUACGGCAAGGUGGGAAAGAUAUACGCGGAGCCCGAAUCCAUCUCGUCGUUUAAGAAGCGCGUUAAGCUGGGCGGUAACAAGAAGGUAAAGUUCGUUCACGGUUGGAUCGAAUUUUUGGACAAGAAGGUGGCAAAACUGGUUGCAGCACGGCUGAAUGGGCAACCAGUUGGCGAGAAGAAACGUCACAACUUCUGGCGCGAUGACCUCUGGAACCUGAAGUAUCUGCCACGUUACAAGUUCCGUGACGUCAUGGAGUACCUGCAUCGCCACAAGAACGAGAGGAAGGAGAAGCUGACGUAUCAUCUGUCGCAAUCACGGAAGGAGAACUACAACUACCUAGAGCAGCUGGAGGCAGAGAAGCGCCAAAAGGCUGCGGAGGCCAUCCGCCGCAAGAAAGGCCUGGACGCUUACACGCACAAGCUAAAGCUACGCCCCAAGGAACCCAAGCCAAAACAAAACGAAGAUUCAGAAGCCAAAGUUCCAACGAGUCUUUUGGGUGCGAUUGUGUCGUGA
Molecule: messenger RNA, 1704 nt
Organism: Babesia ovata
Lineage: Eukaryota; Apicomplexa; Aconoidasida; Piroplasmida; Babesiidae
Product: pre-rRNA-processing ESF2
Exons: 1
Coding region: 1-1704 (567 amino acids)
Biological process (GO): endonucleolytic cleavage in 5'-ETS of tricistronic rRNA transcript (SSU-rRNA, 5.8S rRNA, LSU-rRNA); endonucleolytic cleavage to generate mature 5'-end of SSU-rRNA from (SSU-rRNA, 5.8S rRNA, LSU-rRNA); endonucleolytic cleavage in ITS1 to separate SSU-rRNA from 5.8S rRNA and LSU-rRNA from tricistronic rRNA transcript (SSU-rRNA, 5.8S rRNA, LSU-rRNA)
Cellular component (GO): nucleolus
Molecular function (GO): RNA binding
Source: RefSeq, a predicted model, not a curated record